This is a messenger RNA of Gadus morhua (Atlantic cod), 3941 nucleotides long. Its product is annotated as protocadherin beta-15-like. Gene Ontology annotation, molecular function: calcium ion binding. Gene Ontology annotation, biological process: homophilic cell-cell adhesion. The transcript has 2 exons. The record is from RefSeq and is a predicted model, not a curated record. Bases 879 to 3296 code for a protein of 805 amino acids. NCBI's taxonomy places the organism in Eukaryota, Metazoa, Chordata, Actinopteri, Gadiformes, Gadidae. Gene Ontology annotation, cellular component: plasma membrane.
GAAUGAAUAGAUUAAAUGACGUGACAGUGUCACAUAUUUCCGUGAGACUGGGUUGGAAUUUGUAUACCAUCACUUAAAAACGUGUAUAUUUAAAAACUUUCUCGUUAAGUUAUUCUAACUUCAGGCCUACUCCCCCAUCACAACUAUUCCUGAUGUUUUGAAUCCAGCCUCUUAGAAGUGUCCAUCUCCUGCCCUCCAUAGGUUGUAUGUACUCCCAGAGCAUCUGUGUAUGUUGCUCCCAGCGCCGCAGUACGCUCUGCUUCACUAUGUGGAGGGGUUACUUGAAUGUGGUUGUACAUUCUGCACACACCUGUGGUUAUGGUCAUGCUUCUACUGCCUUAUUCCUUGCUGUGUCUCUGACCAUGGUGCUGGAAGGUUUAUAUAGAGUUGUACACGUCUUAACUAUUUAAUUCGGAAAACACAGUUCAAUUACAUAUUUCCUAAAUGGGUUGAUUAGGGUUAAUUUGAAUGAGUUACAUGUUCACUACAUAUGGUGUGCAUAUGGGGUGAUGUCAUGUUGUCCUAAUACAAAGUCCUUUAAAGAAAAAAGUAGACUGCACAACUGAACUGAACAAUGGAUUAUUUGGUGUUCCAAGAGUUGUGAGUUAUAGCCCCUCUCAAUGUGCUUUACACCCUGAUGACUCAAGAGGUCGCUAUGCACCUGCAAUAAAGCAGUCCGGCAAGAUAAUAUAAGAGUUAGCCGUUCCACCCACGACCUCGUGACGAGGGCAUGCAGGACAAAGCAGAGUUUCGUUGAAAAGCGGUAGGAUAUCAAAGGCCGAUGGUCUUUCUUUAUAUUUUAUCAAUUCAAUUACCUUAGGGCUUUGUUAGAAAACCUGAACCUAUCGACUAUAUUGUCUAUUAUUCGAAUAAAGAGGAUGGAACAUUGCGGGAUGGGUCUUCGUUUAUUUUUAUUUUCCUUAUUUGUGCUGCAUUACGUUCAUGGCGACCUGAGCUAUUCGGUUCAAGAGGAAAUGAAACGCGGAUCUGUUAUCGGGAAUAUCGCCAAGGACCUCGGACUUACAUUGGACAUAUUAUCUACUAGGAAGGCCCGUAGUGAAACAGAGGAAAACGAACGGAGGUAUUGUGAUGUCAAUCUAAAAAGCGGUGAGCUCAUUGUUUCAGAGAGAAUCGACAGAGAGGAACAAUGCGGAGAAAAGCCGUCGUGUGUUCUUAAAUUCGAGCUGCUUUUGGAAUCUCCAUUAGAAUUACACCGUGUAUCACUACAGAUACAAGACAUAAACGACAAUGCGCCAACGUUCCCUACGGAUAUUAUCAAGCUGGAAAUCAGAGAAUCUGCAGGCAAAGGUGCUCGAUAUAGAGUGGAUGCUGCUCAUGAUGAAGAUAUAGGCCAAAACGGUGUUCAGAGUUACACUCUGCAAAGGAAUGACAAUUUUGUUUUAAAUUUACAAACUACUAGUGCUGGCAGUAAAUAUGGAGAAUUGAUUCUCGAUAAGGAAUUAGACAGAGAGGAGCAGCAAGAUAUUAAAUUAUUCCUCACGGCUCUGGAUGGAGGUUCUCCUCAGAGAUCAGGCACAGUGGUCAUACACGUCACAGUGUUGGACGCUAAUGAUAACGCCCCAGUGUUUAGUCAGGCCGUGUAUGAAGCCAGUCUGCCUGAAAACGCUGCGUUAAAAACCCUUGUGAUGACCGUAAGCGCAACAGACGAGGACGAGGGCGUUAAUGGUGACGUCACAUACGGACUGAGCCGGGUAUCUGAUAAAACACGUAAAUUGUUUACACUUGAUCGACUGACUGGGGAGAUAUUUGUCGCCGGUGACAUAGACUUUGAGGAGGGAUCAAAAUAUGAAAUAUUUGUGCAGGCAAAAGAUGGAUAUGGUCUUUCUUCUGAUACUAAAGUGAUAAUAAGUAUAACUGAUGUUAAUGACAAUACCCCAGUUAUAUCGCUGAAGUCAUCGACCAAUCCCGUACCUGAGAACGUGUCACCUGGUACGGAGGUGGGCCUUAUUAACGUGCAGGAUAGAGAUUCUGAGAAAAACCGAAAGGUUAGGUGUUCUCUUCAGCAACAUGUUCCUUUUAAACUUAUUCCUUCAAUUAAAAACUAUUAUUCGUUGGUAACAACAGAGAAACUAGACAGGGAACUAGUGUCUGAAUACAACAUUACAAUAUCCGCCACCGAUGAGGGCUCUCCUCCUCUGACGUCAGUCAAAGUGGUUCACAUCUCAAUAGCUGACGUCAACGACAACCCACCUGUGUUUGAGGAACAGACGUAUAGCAGCUAUGUCCCUGAGAAAAACAAACCGGGCCACAGCCUGUGUUCUGUUAAGGCCCAUGACCCAGACUGGAGACAAAACGGUACAGUGAUCUAUUCUCUUUUACCUGGUGAAGUCAACGGUGCUCCAGUCUCCUCUUAUCUAUCUGUUAACGGGGAUACCGGAUUGGUCCAAAGUGUCAGGUCAUUUGAUUAUGAACAGUUUCGGAGCUUUAAAGUGCAUGUAAUGGCACGAGACAACGGUUCUCCUCCACUCAGCAGCAACGUGACUGUGAGUGUCUUCAUAACGGAUUUAAAUGACAACACUCCUCAGAUACUUUACCCCGCCCCAGAGGGAAACUCCUUCAUGACUGAACUGGUACCCAAAGCCGCACAAGGAGGCUCUCUGGUUUCCAAGGUGAUAGCAGUUGAUGGGGACUCUGGACAGAACGCCUGGCUGUCCUAUCAGAUCAUUAAGUCCACUGAUCCAGGACUUUUCAAAAUCGAUCUGCACAGUGGGGAGAUCAGGACCCAGCGAGACAUUUCUGAUUCUGACAACAUGAAACAGAACAUUGUAGUCGCUGUGAAGGAUAACGGACAGCCCUCCCUCUCUGCUACAUGUUCCAUGUUUUUACUGAUUUCUGAUAACUUGGCUGAAGUACCAGAACUGAAGGACAUGGCUUAUGAAGACAGCAGUUCUAAAUUAACAUCUUAUCUGAUCAUCGCGCUGGUAUCCGUCUCCACCUUUUUCCUGACUUUCAUUAUUAUCAUUCUGGGAUUGAGGUUUUGUCGGAGGAGAAAGCCCAGACUGUUAUUUGAUGGAGCGGUUGCUAUUCCCAGCUCUUAUCUCCCUCCAAACUACGCAGAUGUGGACGGCACUGGAACUUUACGCAGCACAUAUAAUUAUGAUGCAUAUUUAACCACUGGAUCUAGAACAAGUGACUUUAAAUUUCUCACGUCUUACAAUGACAACACACUGCCUGCAGACCAGACCCUGAGGAAAAAUCCAACAGACUUUGGAGAAGUGUUUGGAGACCUUGAUGUUUCCCCUGAGGUAAGACAGUUUCACUGUACCAACUUUUAAAGCCUUACCUGUGUUUAGACCACACGCUCUCACCAGCACCACCUGAUGACUUAUUUGAUUUGUUUUCUCAAAUGGAAUCGAUUUUUUUUCUAGUACAAUAGCUGUAUCUCUGCUUUUUUCCUGCUCUGUCUUUUUUGUAAUACCUUGUUUCCUGGAAAUUAUACGAUUUGUGAUGUUUUUAUUUUUAUUUUUAUAUGAGGGAAAUCAAUGUUCAUGUUUUAUUGAUGACCAGAAGUCCACAUGGUUAAUGCAUGAUUGCAUUAAAGGUGUUGUAAUAGGUGCCAAAAUGAUUCAUGAAUCUGGAAGCUCCAUUGCUUAUAUUGACAUGGACUGUCUGUCUCCGCUGGAGCAGGUCACUGCAUAAUCAUAAACCUGCCUGUAGAUGAGCUGCAACCAACUGAAUAAUGCAGUCAUGAUGUGGAGAAUGUCAUGCUUUGCAGCAACAUCCAUUUAAAUGAUGUACCAGCUUUGUGUGUGUGUAUGUGUGUGUGUGUGUGUGUUUGUGUGCACGUGUGUGCGCAUGUUAAACGCACAACUGUGACCUACUUAAUCAGCCUUUGUAAUGGUGCUGUUUUGAUGUGGUAGUGGACCCUACUGAGGAUCUGAAUGUCCUUCACCUGGAUUAUGAAUAAAUAUGAGAGAUUA